AUGGAGACAACAAAGAAAUCAAAGAGUUCAUCGACAAAGAAGUCAGAGAGACUCAAGCAACAACAACAACAACAACAGAUGAGCUCACCUGAUCUUGGAAAUGAUGAAGAGCAACAGCAACAACAACAACAACAAGAGGAGGACGUUAAUAUGAGCGAGCCAAUGCAACCUACACAAUCACCACCUCCACCACAACCAAAGGAGAAGAAGAAGAAGGCAAAGGCAUCAAAGUCUACAACCUCUUCCCAAACAUCGGUCGAUGAUGAUGUCGUUGCCCAGCCCCCUAGGACCCCAACCGCCCCACUGAGGACUCCACAGCGCACACCUGCUCCUCAACAACCACAGACACCAUUGAGUCGCCUGCUCACCCCCAGCCAAGGCACGCCAAUGACCCCAUCGAGGUCCAGCCUCACCCGUCUCAGAGAGAGAGAGGACAUUGCUGAUCUCACCCAGAAACUGGCCCCCAUCGCCGGUGCCUUCCACCAGACCGCUCUGGACUACCAGCGCAAGCUCACUGAUCUCUCCGAUCAGUUGAAGGGCAAGGACAACGAGCUGGCCAACCUGCGUGCCAAGUUGGCCGAAAGCGAGAAGUCAUUCCAGACCGAGAACAACCGCCUGGAGGAGGCCACCGAGAAUCUCGAGAGCACACAACUCAAUCUGAAGCGCGUGGAGGAGCAGCUGCUAAACGAGCGCAACCAUCACCAGCAUAGACUCGAUGAGGCGAUAGAGAAAAUCACUCUCCAGCAGAGCACCCUCCAGGCCUCACUCACCAGCGAGGUACACAAACUCCGCAAUGAGUUGGACAUUGUCAAGGCUAACAACAGCCGACUCGAAUCAGACCUUGCCACCAAGGAGAGCAGUGCCGCCGAGAAGACACAGAAGUUGCUUGGAGCCGAGUAUGAGAGAAUGAAGGGCAAGCAAGAGGAGCUACGCACCACAAUCAAACACAGAGAGAACGACAUCAGAAGAUUGAAAGAGGAGAUCCUUGUCAAGGACAAACAAUUGUCAGAUGCUCGCACUACAGAAGCCGAACAUAAACAAACAAUUGAAUCACAUGAGAGGAGGAUAGAGGACAUUAUGGAGUCCCAAGGUAGGGACUUGGAGCAAUUGCUGGCGGCAGAGAUGGGCAAUCAGAGUGCCCGCAUCAUGGAGCUCGAGUCACUCAUUCACUCCAACGAUAUUGACAAGGAUGAACUGCGCAGUCAGCUCAACGUCCUCCAGGACCAACAGACCGACAUCUCAGUAAAGAACCAUGAGCUGGAGGACCAGAUCCAUCACCUCACCACCCAGCUGCGUCAGAAGGACGAGAGUCUUGCCAAGGCCGUGUCGGACAAUGCCGAGCAAAGGAAGGAGAAUGUACGUCUACAGGCUGAGAUCAGCACCAAAGACCUCAAGAUCAACAUGCUGCAUAAGGACGUGCACAACAAAGAGUUGCGCAACAGCAAGGCACAGGAACAGAUCGCCGACCUCAGCACACAGGUCCAGAUGAUCACCAGUAUUCACGUUUCCGAGCCAGAAGUCCCACUGACAAAUGUGAUCCAGCACCUGAGGGAUGCCAUCCAGAACAUUGAGACACAGGUGUACAAGAAACCUAGAAAUGAAGAUGAUUAUCAAUUUGGUGGAAUGCCUGUGCAGCAGAAUGAGAUGCACGAGCAGCAGCACGAGCAGCAACAGGUUCAAGGCGACCAGGAGAUGGAGGCACCACCCGUGGAGCCAUCUGCGUCAAUCAAUUCAGUAGACGUUGAGAGUGGACUGAUUCAGUUGAAGCUAGUCAAUAUGUCGAUUGCCGACUGGAAGUUGAUCGUGCACCCAGCUGUCGGAGACAAGCGUGGAUUCCACAUUAAGGCCAGCACGGAGCCAAGCACCCACUUGGUCAACGUUUGGGUUGGACGCUCACGUCUUCAGAAUGACGAGCAACUGCCAUUCCAAAACACCGAGCUCUAUUGGGAUCGCAAGAAUGUUUGGGGUUCAGUCACCGAAGGAACCAAGAUCUUCCUUCUCACAGAGACUGGUGCGGAGGUUGAAGUGAUCACCUUGCCAAAGGAUGGCAAAUACACACCAAAUAAUGGCUCAUCCAACUGUUUAAUUAUGUAA
Molecule: messenger RNA, 2094 nt
Organism: Acytostelium subglobosum LB1
Lineage: Eukaryota; Evosea; Eumycetozoa; Acytosteliales; Acytosteliaceae
Exons: 3
Coding region: 1-2094 (697 amino acids)
Source: RefSeq, a predicted model, not a curated record